This is a messenger RNA of Halichondria panicea, 2248 nucleotides long. RefSeq lists its product as uncharacterized. The coding region runs from base 280 to 2085 and encodes 601 amino acids. Lineage: Eukaryota; Metazoa; Porifera; Demospongiae; Suberitida; Halichondriidae. The transcript is spliced from 9 exons. The record is from RefSeq and is a predicted model, not a curated record.
UUAAAUUAUCUCGAGCAUACUCGUAUACCGUUUAAUUUGUUGAUCUGCUGUGAAUUAAGACUGUACACGUCCGUUGCUGUUUCAAUAUAGACAUGAUCUAUAAAUUACAUAGAUCUAUUCUCAGCAUAAUUAUGCAUGAAGUAUUAGUAAUGUUGGCAUAAUAAUUAUUUUGGAGGCAACAAAUAACAAAGCCAGUUUCCUGCAUUCUUGCUAUAUGGCCUAUAUAAAUUUAAUAUACAGCCCAAAUUCUAUCAAUAUUCUUAAGCAAAAUCUAUUGCCAUGACAAUGUUUUUUACUUCUCUCUUAGUAAUUUCUACUGUUAUUUUUGUCGAAGCAUCAGAAGUGUACCUAAAUGUCAAAAGUGAGGCUUGCUCGGAGAGGGCUAGAGUUAAGCUGAUCUGUGAAGGAGUGGAUCUCGUAGGAUUACGUUGGCGUUACAGUAGCCCUAACUCAACCGAAUAUGUGAACAUCCUCGAAAUUCUUGUGGAUGCUUCUUGGCAAAUUUUUCUUAGCAAUAUCACUAAUAACAACAAUCCUGCAUUCUUAAGCGUUCAAUUGGUCAAUAUUUCUCGCUCUCUUGAGUCAAACAUGGAAAAUUAUUCAUCCAUUCUUACGGUUGAUCUGUUGGCGCUAGAAAAGCAGAACAUUACUAGCAUAACAUGCGGCGAUGUCAUUACCUAUAUAAGGAUACUGGUAUCUGAUAUUAUAGUCUGGGAUCCUGUCAAUACGAUAAUUAUUGCCAUCUACCAGUUUGGUGUUUUGACUAGCGUAAAAGUACAACUAAGGAAUUUACUGAUAUGCUCUUCAAUUCUCAUGUACACCGUGACAAUUAAUGGAUCAGAUGAGGUCAAAAUUAUGAAAACUUGUGUCGGUCUGUUCUGCGAAGCCAGAUUUUCCUCCAUAAGAACCAUUAUGGGAGAGCACAACAUUGAACUGAGUUUGUUUAAUACUAGAUCGUCUAGGAUUAAUACAAAAAUGUACGCAUCUGUAUACGUAAUAGGACUCAAAAGUGAAGAUUACUUUCGUACUCAAGUUAAUUCAACUAACUGUCUCUAUUCGGUCAGUUGUGCAGUCAUUCAAAACGACUCUACUUGUACUAUACAACACACAACACUGAGUAAUCAGCCUCCUAUUAAUGGCACGGAGGUGUUGAAAAUUCCACAUUCAAGUCCUGGUACAGUCCACACAUUUGCGUUUUCAAUGAAGGCAAACAAAAAUUUACUUAUCAAAGAAAAUAUGUCUGUUACAGAUGGAAUCCCUGUUGAGUUUAAAUCAACUGCCAUUCUUAGCACAACUUCACUGUACCUUUUCUUGACAGUCAUUCAUUUCUUAUUACUACUUAUAGGAGCUUUUUGUAAGGUGAAGGUGUUUGUCUCUAGAAAGAAAUCUCUUGUUGUUUCUAUGGUGAUCCUACUCGUACUGCUUUUCAUUUGCAUUUCUUCACUAUUUGUCUUUGGGAUCAUUUUCUAUGGUACACAAUGCAGUCCAGUUAGGAUGACACUUCGCGACAGUAUGCUUGAUACAAUGUUAGUCAUUUCAUGUUUGGGAAUAACAAUUUUGAUUACUAUUUGGAGCUUUAUCGGACACGGAGUGUACAACUAUCGUAAAUUCACAUUGCGAUUUGAAAACAAAGAUACUUGCAUAGUUACAACACCUAGCAGAAAAAGUCCAUCCUCCACACUUCCCAAACAAAGUAAAUCAGGUCAGCAUUCCAACAGUGUUUUGUACGAUGAGGUUGAUCUAGCAAAAGUCAAAGGCAAUGUCUCGGAUAUGAUAGAAGUUGAGUUAAAAGCUAACGAGUCUUACGGGCACACAGACAAGAGUAUUACGACUGCUUGCCCAACAUAUGCUACUCCAGAAUGCAACAGCCAAAAAGAUUUAUCAUUGAGUCACCAGUAUAGCAAAAUCAAAGUGAAACCGAAAGCAAAGAGAAUGAGUGAGCAUCCUGAGCUAAUAAAUAUUGAGCAGGAGCAGAUAUUGCUGAAGUCUAACCAGUCGUAUGGUCAGCUAACAGGUGUUGUGGGUCAGAUAGGGGGAUGUGAACUACUACACGAGUACGACUACGUGGAUCCUUUAAGUCAGUAGAUCAUUACAAGACAAUUCCCAAUAACUGCAGGUACUAACAUUGUACUUCAGUAUUGCAACUUUAUACAUGCAUAGCUUAAUUUUUAUCAAUAUACAAAGCAAUGACUAUAAUUAUGUUGUUUAGUGGAAGUAGAUGGUGAAAAGCAACUACCAUAAUUAUUGA